AUGACUGUCCCCCAAGAUGAGGGAGACUUGCUGUACUUUGUGGGGCACGGACACGAUGUUCUCAUUCGCAACCCUGAAAACCCCGACGAGGCCCACCUCAUCACAUGCGACCAGCUCAAACUGUUCGUAGCCUACUCUCACAUCCUUCGUAACAAAGGACCUCGCUCCCGUCCCCCCGGCCCUCUGGGGUACGAGUUCUUUGCGCAGGCCUUCAACAGCGAGGGCCUGCACUCAUCAGCCUCGUACUUAGACGAGCACGGCACCGUCGUUAGCGCCGGCUCCUCAAUUGAGGCAUUGGAUAUCAUUGGGGACGACAAUAAAGACGAUACCACUGUUUCCUCCACUCGCAUGGCACAAAUGGAGAAGAUGGUCUGGCACACGGCAUUGAGUGCCACCCAUCAGCGAGAGAAGAUGGAGAUGCGUCGGGCAGGACAGCGAAAGGAGAAGAACUUUGGGCGCAAGCAGGCGCAGAAGUUACAAAAGAAGGGAUUGGGGAGGAUUCGGAAGGAGACCAACCUGCCCACUACAUACCCCGUCGUGGGUACAUCUUCUGGCCCAGUCAUCGAAGAGACCAUGGCCACUGAGGACUGA
Suillus plorans is the source of this 591-nucleotide messenger RNA. RefSeq lists its product as uncharacterized. The transcript has a single exon. Lineage: Eukaryota; Fungi; Basidiomycota; Agaricomycetes; Boletales; Suillaceae. The record is from RefSeq and is a predicted model, not a curated record. The coding region runs from base 1 to 591 and encodes 196 amino acids.